AUGUCAACGAUUCACGUCGUAAUUCAUUUUCUGGCACCUAUAGACAAAACUUUCACCUUUACUGAACCAGAUAGCCUUGAACUUGGUCGUUCUUCCGGGAUUAUUCAGGAUCAAGCUAUAAGCAAGAAACAAGUUCUAUUUGAAAUAGUAGAUGGUCGAGUUUAUGCAAUAGCCAAUAAAUAUCCAUUUAAAGUAACAAUCACAAAGUUGACCAACUCUUCAUCAAAUUUGCAAAAUUCAUCACUGGAUAAUAUUGAGAGUCAAAACUCUGCUAUUAUAAAAGAAGGUUUUUCAUCUUCACUUCUUCAUAAUAAUGAUGAUCAUGAGUAUGACGAAUUGGAAACUCCAUCUCAGCUUUUACGAGAGAUGAUUUCGUCACAAGGUGAUCUUGACAUGAUACCAAAUGAUGAUAAUGACAACGCACUUUAUAAUGAUGAUAGGGAGUCUAGUGAUAAUGGUGCUGAAAUUCAUGAUAACGAGGAUGACGCUAAAAGUGUUGCAUCAGAUAAUAAGAUGUUCUCUUCUGAAUCUUCAUACUUGGGAAGUUCAUGUGAAUCUUCUAAAUCUGAUAUAGAGG
Scutellospora calospora is the source of this 577-nucleotide messenger RNA. The record is from the annotation of a GenBank genome assembly. Lineage: Eukaryota; Fungi; Glomeromycota; Glomeromycetes; Diversisporales; Gigasporaceae.